AUGAAGCUUUAUCGUGAUGACUGUUCUUCGGCGCUGAACCGCGUAGAUGGAUUUACAUGUGUCUUCGCGAAAAUUUUAUCAGUGAUUCCUUUGGAAGUAGAAGACAAGACUAGUAAAUUGUAUUUGGGCCGAGUUAAUGAGAAUGUUUCUGUAGAAGAUGUUUUCCCUGGCGAUUAUUGUUAUCUUUUGCUUGAUGCCACUGUUCGACCUAUCAGAUGCAUUCGUCUGACCAUUGUACCGGAGUACAUUCAGAAGUUUGCUGAAUACCAGCUAAGACGUGCUCGUGCAUUGAAAACACAUAACAGUAACUUUUAUUGUUUAUAA
This is a messenger RNA of Thelazia callipaeda (thelaziosis nematode), 324 nucleotides long. NCBI's taxonomy places the organism in Eukaryota, Metazoa, Nematoda, Chromadorea, Rhabditida, Thelaziidae. The record is from the annotation of a GenBank genome assembly.